Trachymyrmex septentrionalis is the source of this 776-nucleotide messenger RNA. RefSeq names its product ubiquinol-cytochrome-c reductase complex assembly factor 1 (gene Uqcc1). The record is from RefSeq and is a predicted model, not a curated record. The transcript is spliced from 6 exons. Bases 1 to 768 code for a protein of 255 amino acids. Gene Ontology annotation, cellular component: mitochondrion. NCBI's taxonomy places the organism in Eukaryota, Metazoa, Arthropoda, Insecta, Hymenoptera, Formicidae. Gene Ontology annotation, biological process: mitochondrial respiratory chain complex III assembly.
AUGUCCGUCGCACGAUGCGCUCAGUUAUUUCUUUCGAAGAAUUCGUUAUUACUGAACCAGAGAAUAACACAUAUACAUAGGGAUCUUGGUACCAUCAGGCUAUUAUCCACAAUUUCGAAAACACAGCCAUCAAUGCCUAGGGAUGUCCACACAGUAUCCGAGCACCGUACGUCUACAGUGGAAACUUUAGAACCAAAGAUGGGAUUUAUUGCAAGAAUACUGAAAAAAACUGGUAUUCUAGACGUCCAGAAAUAUAGAAAUAUGGAUAUGGGUUAUGAGAUAUACGAACAUGUAAUUGGUCAAGUGGAUUAUCCUUUCUUCUUUAAACAUUUUAACAUGCCAGAUACGUUUGUUGCUUGGUUUCUGGUGACAGAGCUUCAUGUCUGGAUGAUAAUGACUCGCUACAUGGCAGAUGAGAAAAAUGGAAAAGCUAUCAGGAAUUAUGCAGUAGCAGCAAUGUGGCAGGACACACAAGCCAGGAUAGAAAAUCUCGGUCCAAUCAAAACCAAACUCAAAAAUAAACAAAUACAGGAAAUAUCACAUCAAUUCAAUGCUGCCAUAAUAGGUUAUGACGAGGGCAUACAAUCUGAUGACAAAGUAUUAGCAGGAGCAUUAUGGAGACGAUUCUUUCAGUUGGAAUGCAACAAUCCGGAACACAUUGAAACACUUCUGAUUUAUGUUAGGAAACAGAUUUGUUUGUUUGACAGUUUACCAAAUGAAGAAAUUUUAAGAAAACCUAUUUUAAAAUUAAUAGACAUAAAAAAUUAAUGUAAGCA